UUGUAGAAAGCUGCUGAACAGCACGGUUUUGAGUGCUCUGUGGCUUACUGUACAGAUGGUGUGUAUUUGAGUGAUCUUGUAGGCUUUGGAGGGACAUGCUGUGCUGUACAUGGACAGAUGUUGGUGAAUUGGCUGAUAGAUUGACUGUUGACCUUGUGACAGUGAAGCAGGAGAACGAGGGAUUGUUUUCUCUUAAGAUAUGAUUGACAGCAGGCUGCAGGAUCCAGGGAAUCCAAACUUCUCAAACUCCUUUAUUUUUCUACCGUUCUCAUAAUCUAACACAUGGAAUCCAGAUGCUCUGCAGCUCCAGCCAACAUUUAAUUGGUCUCUCUGACUUGGCUAAAGAUUCUGACGACACUGACUCCUGUCAUUUGACCAGCUGGCAUUGGACAGGGUAUUGGACCCUCCUCCUGCACGGCGACAGAAUGAGACAGUAGCUGGGGGUGUUGGAAAUCAUCCCUCCCCCCCUCCUCUUUGUUUUCCCCCUCCUACAUAUCCAAGAAGCAUAUCCAUACUCGCUAUCUUACACCAACACUCUACAAAACAAUACUUUGGACCUUUGUGGCCCCCACGCUUUACUUUUACAGGACCGUUGCUGCUGAGAACAAAACCUGUUUCCUUUCAGCCAGUGGACACAUCCUUCCAUCCUUACAGCUUUGGUGGAGCUUAAUGGAAGCUCAGUAGAUCUUUGAAUCAUGAAAACACCAGAGGACCACUGGGAGUUUCCAUUUGGAGUUGUAUAUUAAUAGGCUGAAAGACUGCCAGUGAGUGAAGCAAAUCUAAUUCAACCUGCAGCAGAACAUCUGUUAGAAUAAAUGAUACCUCUCCUUUGCCGUUUCAUCCAUCACAUCUAAAGUGCCUUGUGCUUCAUCGAACUGUUUACAUCCACUCCUCAUAUCAGAUCCAUCUGCCAAUCCUUGAAACGAUUUGUUUGUUUACAUUUCCAGGCCUUAUAGCUUUCCAAGACAUAUCUGUUUCAUUACUUUCUCCUGUUUGCAUGCAAGUAAAAGUUUGAAGUAUCUAAGAUACGAGGAAUGAGACCACCGUAGAGUUCAGUUCCUCACACUUAUCCAACCUUAACUCACUGAGACUGUUUAUCUGACUCUCAAACGUGGUACACUACUUCCACUGAACAGUUCCAUCACCAUGUACACACUGCAGUCCAAAUGGCGCUACCUAAUCAUGUUCUUGGGCGUCCAGUUAGUGGUCAUGGCUCUUCUUUCUAGAGAGGGCUACCAGAAAAGAGUGUCAUAUUUUUUCCGGAAUUUCCGAAAGCCGGAUACUACGACAGGACAAACAGUUGUUGGACGCAACCACACGGAUGUUUACGCCAACCUCUCCCUUUUGGGCCCUGCUCUUAAUAAAGAGGACAUGCCCUACUGCCCCAAGCAGUCUCCUCUGAUUGGUGGACCAAUUCGUGUCACUUUCCCCUCUGGGCUUACGUUUGCUGAGGUGGAGAGAAAGAAUCCACUUGUUGUCCGUGGAGGGCGUUAUAGGCCGCCAAACUGUGAGGCUCGCCACCGCACUGCAAUAAUCAUUCCCCACAGAAAUAGGGAGCACCACCUCAAGUUCCUCCUCUACUAUCUGCAUCCCUUCCUACAGCGUCAGCAGCUCAACUAUGGCAUCUAUAUCAUUCACCAGGCUGGUAAUUACACCUUUAAUCGAGCAAAGCUGAUGAACGUGGGAUUUCGCGAAGCCAUGAGGGAAGAGGACUGGGACUGUCUCUUCUUUCAUGACGUGGACCUCAUUCCCGAGGACGACCGCAACACCUACAUCUGCGACGCUCACCCCAAACAUGCUGCCAUUGCCAUGGACAAAUUUGGCUACAAGUUGCCUUAUAAGAUGUAUUUUGGAGGAGUAUCGGCUCUGACCCCUGUUCAGUACCUCAAAAUGAAUGGUUUCCCAAACAGUUACUGGGGCUGGGGUGGUGAGGACGAUGACAUUGGUGUCCGGGUCUCACUUGGAGGAAUGCUAAUCAGUCGUCCGUCUCUAAAAGUGGGCCGAUAUAAGAUGAUCAAACACAAGCACGACAAAGGCAAUGAAGUGAAUCCCAAAAGGUUUAACAUGUUGGCUAAGACCCGGCGUACGUGGAAAGAAGACGGUAUGAAUACGGUGGAGUAUGAGAUCGUAUCCCGGGAUUACCAGCCUCUUUACACCAACAUCACGGUCAACAUUGGCACCGAGGCAGGACUGCACCCGACUAAAAAAAAAGCUGCUUCUUAGCUGACUCCCAGCAUUCUUGUGGAUCCCAGAGGCACAAGUCUUAGCACCAAUGCCGCACUGCCUGCAGACUUCACCCACAUGCACAUGGCCAGUGAAUUCAUGGGACAUCAUGCCUUUACUGCACCACAGACCUUCUGUUUUUCUCUGUAAUAGCGGAGCCAUCUAGUGAUCCCAUGAUUCUCUGUCCUUUCUCUCUCUCUUUUUCUCCAAAGUUUGACAUUCUGAUCCUGUACUCACUGGUUCACUUUAUAAGUCAGGAUGCUGCAGAAACUUCAUCAGCUGGUCCAUUCACUGACCACUUCACAGACUCAGUAGGAAGGAUGUGUUUCCUGACAGACAGACUCUUCAUGUAUCCUCUGUGCCCAUGGGCACCAUUGAAAAACCUCUGUUGCCUUAGAAUCAAGCUGCAUUCUCUCCUUACAUUUCUUUCAUGAUGACUAGAGCGUAGCUUCGGCCGCCCGUGGUUGACGUGUCGCAGUGGGUCAGGCCGACACUUUAGGAGGGGUAAAAUUCGUUUUUUUGCCAUGUGAGGGAAAUAGUGAAGCAGGCCGAUCAACUACAUGAGCAGCAUUGUUUGCUGCACUACUCUGUGAGUCUGGUGCAUUUCCUCUUCAGUAAAUUAGUACUUUUGAUUAUGUACUGUAUUGCUAUCCAGGUGGGUGGAGUGAUAUUUUGUUAUAUAUCUUCCAUUUCGAGUAACUCAGUCAGAACUGGCCUCUUUGGUAGUAAUAACCACUCUACAUAUCCUGAUGUUUUUUUAUUUUAUUCCUGAAUUGUCAUAAUUGCCUUUGGUUAUCUUAGUAAUAAUAUUGGCUUUUAUAAUUAAUGCGCUGCCUCUCAUUUUCACGAAUUACUCAACACAUUGUAUUUUAUCUGCAUGAUUUUUUUUUUAAUGAUUGGCUGGUUGUGUGCGGUUUGCUUUGGCUCAGGCAAUAGGCUUGUUGAAUGUAGCUGUAGUUCUCCUUUUGGUCAGAGAAUGUCAUAUCAGUGAAGAGCGCAUCGUGUUGUGUCCAUUUGGAUGGCUUGGUGAAAAGUACAUACUUCGGAAGCCCCUAUGUCUUUGUCCCAUAUUCCCAUUUGAGUCCAACAUUUGAUUAUUCAAAGAUAUUUCCUAGAAAUGCUCUUACCUUGUUAUCCGAGCUUUUUAUAAAGACCUUCAGCCUCAUAAAACACAAGCAUAAACAGUUUGUAAAACCAUUUUUAAGUAAAUUGUCCCAUUGAAUAAAGUGAGCUAAGAACAUCUGUAAAAGAAUUCUCGCAUUGAUUCGAAUACGCUUAACGUUCGCAAAACCAUUUUUACAUAGUUGCUUUGAAUCAAAUGUGCUACAUUUGUAAAAUCAAUCGUAUGUAAAUUGGUGUAAUGAAUCAAAUGCGCUAACAACUUUGAAACCAUUCUUAUGCAAAUUGUUGCAUGAAGUUAAAUUAAAUGCUAAUGUUCGUAAAACCUUUUUUAGAUAAAUUGUUGAAUUUAAAUUGAAUGCUGUAAUAUUUGUAAAAUCAUUCUUGUGUUAAUUGGAAGUAAUGAAUCAAAUGCGCAAUCAAUCGUAAUAAACCAUACUUGUGUAGGGUGCUGCAUUAAAUUAAAUGCACUAUUGCUAACAAACCAUUCUUAAAUUGUUGCAUUGCAGUAAAUGCGCCAACAUCCAUAAACGUGAGCGGUUGCUUUCAGUUGAAUGCGCUAAUAUUUGUAAAACCAUUCUUGCAUAUAUUGGUGUAAUGAAUCAAAAUCAUUCUUAAUGUAAAUUGCUGCAUUCAAUUAAUGCUCUACUGCUCAUAAACCAUUCUUAAGAAAAUUGUUGCAUUGUCAAACGUGUUAAUAUUUGUAAAACUAUUCUAGAAUACAUUUACGUUUAAUUGUAUACGCUAACAAUCAUAAAACUAUUCAAUUCAGUGCAGCCUUUUAUGUUGGAAUGGUUUCGAACAAUUUACAAAUUGGUUGUUUUGCUUGUUGUUCAUGAAUGAGACCCAUUAUUGGCACAGUCUGGAAAAAAAUGGUAAAUUCUCAAACAUUUUAAUUUACACCUCUGACUGACACAGAUGACAAAAGAGAUUGAUUUCAUAUUUAAAAAUGCGUUCAUGAAUUUGGAGAAACAUCAGUUCUGAAAAUUAGACUGAAUCAUGGCCUCCACUGGGUAAUGUUAACCUUGUAUUUGCCAUGCCUUGUUCCUGUCUAACUUCUAAACGUCUUCUGCAUUGUUCAGUCUCAUGGUGAAACGAACUCUCUGACAGUCCAGUCACCAGAUACACGGAUGCUUCAGACGGAUCUGUGCACGUGUGGAUACGUGAAUCUCAAAUACGCGUUUAUGAUAAUGAGAGAACUCGAUCAUACAUUGUUUUUCGAAAGCUGCUGUUCUCUGUGUGAAUGUGAAAGGUGGAGGUAUUGCUCCCCUCUUUACUAGUGUGUAUGCUGUUGGUAGCUUGUGAAGGAUCAUUUAAAAAAAAAUGGUGUUGGGUCAUUGAAGCAAGUCAUUGGAUGUCAUUGAGGCAGAGAUACCAAAAAAUGAAUUUUUUUUUUUUUAAAACAAGCAUCUUUUCUUUUUCUUUUUGCUUAACAGUAGUAGUCUUUUUUUCUUAAUUAUGAAAGGUUAAGGUGGUCGUUAAUGGUAAGGUUAAUUAAAUCUGUCCUUUACAUAAGUCUGCUGGCUCACAGAGAAUAUUGCCUGUAAUGACUGUAAACACUUUUGAUUUAUUUUGGGAUGUAAAGGUUGACUCGAGAUGUUUAUUCUUCACAUUGAGAAUUUAUAUUUGAUAGCUAUUCACUUUGCCAUCAUAGAAGGUACUUUGAAAACUGUUGAUCAGCCGUGAAUGAUAUAUAAUUGAUAUGUACAGAUGACACUACUCAGCACACUACUCAGGUGGGGUGAUGGAUCUGAUGUUUCUAAAUGUGCCUUAUCUGGCGUCAGUAAUCUGGAGUUCUUCAGUGGGCAGUGCUCUGAACACAGGGCAUUUGUUUCUCUUUAAGAAGUCUGCACACUACUUA
Sinocyclocheilus anshuiensis is the source of this 5203-nucleotide messenger RNA. RefSeq names its product beta-1,4-galactosyltransferase 3-like. The transcript has 7 exons. The coding region runs from base 1147 to 2223 and encodes 358 amino acids. Gene Ontology annotation, biological process: carbohydrate metabolic process. The record is from RefSeq and is a predicted model, not a curated record. NCBI's taxonomy places the organism in Eukaryota, Metazoa, Chordata, Actinopteri, Cypriniformes, Cyprinidae. Gene Ontology annotation, molecular function: galactosyltransferase activity. Gene Ontology annotation, cellular component: Golgi apparatus.